Molecule: messenger RNA, 1743 nt
Organism: Chenopodium quinoa (quinoa)
Lineage: Eukaryota; Viridiplantae; Streptophyta; Magnoliopsida; Caryophyllales; Amaranthaceae
Exons: 5
Coding region: 534-1442 (302 amino acids)
Source: RefSeq, a predicted model, not a curated record
UUGAGCUUAGUUUGUUAUUCUAUAUGUUAUAUUAUUAGAUCAUGUUUCCUUCCUUAAACAAAAAAAAGAGUAUAACCACGAAUUGCUAGAUAUUUUUUUUUUAAAAAGAAAAUAAAUAAAAAUAAAAAAAAAAUAACCCUACUGAUGUGCUGAUUAGGCAGCUAAUUAGCCAAAACAAAAACAUCACACAAAUCCCAAAAUUGAUUAGGCGCUAAAUUCCCUUUCAUUAGCUGCCAACUUAUUAAAAAAAUUAGCUAAACCACAAAAUUCCCUCAAAAAUUAGAAUCUUUCCCGAAAAAAAGAAAAGAAAAGAAAUCAAAAAUCUUUUGCAGAAGAAUCAAAACCGUUCGAACUAUCCCUAAUUCGAAGAGUCGACUGACGCUCGCAAGAUCAAUUCUUGGACAAAAUUUCAAGGGAAAAGUGGACCCGGAAAUAACAUUGAUGUGUAUUUGCAACCAUUAAUCGAGGAGUUAAAAGAAUUGUGGGAAACUGGAGCUCAGACUUAUGAUGCUUCAAGGAAUGAGUACUUUCAAAUGCGUGCUUCAUUGUUAUGGACCAUAAAUGAUUUUCCUGCGUAUGCAAACUUAUCUGGGUGGUCUACCAAAGGCUAUAAAGCAUGUCCUCAUUGUAUGAAAGAAACUAGCUCUGCUCGGCUACCAAAUCAGGGGAAAUGUUGUUACAUGGACAAUCGUCAAUUUCUACCUACCGAUCAUAAAUGGAGAGAUAAUAAAUCCUUUAACGGGAAAGUAGAAAAAAGAGGUCCUCCUAGGAAAUUAUCUUCCAAUGAGAUUUUAGAACAACUAAAGGACCUUGAAGACAUGAAAUUUGGUAAAACAAUGAAAUUGCCAAAGAGGGAUGAUAAUUGGAAGAAGAAAAGCACUAAAAGCUUCGGUCGCACUAGACAAGAAAUUAAGAAGAAUGGCGGGAAGUGUUCUCGAGUUGAUGUAUUGGUUGCAACUCGUACAAGAAAAUCUGAGAAGGCUGUGAAUGCAAUCAAUUUGGCAAAUAACACUCAUGCAGUAGAUGAGAUAAACAAAUUAAAGGAACAAAGAGAGCAAGGUCUUAAUGAGAAAACAGAUGAGAAAAUUAUUCAGGAUGUGCUUGGCAAAGAUACACAUGGGUAUUUGAAAGCUCAUGGACCUGGUAGAAGUAUAACGCAACAUUUUAAAGUAAAGCCCUCUCGAAUUGAUCUUACUCAAGAGGUGAAUGAAGUUAUAAAGAAAGCAGAUCAAGCAAUUGAAGAUGCAAGAAAAGAAGUUGAAACUGCUAGAACAGAAGCAGAACAGGCUAAAAUAGAAGCUGAACAAGCCAAAAAGAGGCGGAAGUUGUUAAGAAUGACGUGGACAGAAAAAUUGCUGAUAAUAAUGCAGUUUGGGAGAAGAAGUUUAGUCAACUUCUGGAUUUUCUUGGAGCAGGAAGUUCAUCAGAUUCUGAUGAUUUAGGAAGUCAAGGUUCAAAGGAAUGAAGUAACAAGGAGCGGAGCACAGACAUAUUGUCACAUUGUACAUAUAUAUAGAGUAUAUAUUGUUCUUCAGAAAAACGAUUUGAGUGUUUUAUUUUUUAUUUAUUUUAGUAAGAGUGAGCUAGUGAUGAGACAAUGAGACAAUUGAUUUCUAGUAUGUUUGUAUGUAUGGAUAUCGAAUUCAAGUAUGUUUGAAUGAAUGGGAUUCCAAGACAUAAUAUCACCUUUUUAAUGUUAUAUAUCGAUUUCAAGAAUGACAAAUAUGACAUAUUUGAGAAAAA